AUGCGGUUUAUUGUAAUUCUAAUAUGGAUUUAUAUAAUAAUAUUUUGCACUUAUAAUUCUUUAAAAAUUGGCAGAUUUUCAUUUCCUGAAACUGGAAAAAAUAUAUUCUUUUUAGGAAACUUAGGAACAGAUAUUAAAAAGAAUAAUAGAAAAAUAUUGCUACCAUUAAAAAAAAAAAAAAAAAUUGAACUAAUAAAAAAGAGAAGACAUAAACAUUCAAUUUAUAAUCAUUCAGAUAAAUCGAACGAAAGUUAUAAAAUAUUUAAUAAAAAAAAUUUUAUAAAAAAAUAUGAAGUGAAAAAAGAAGAAAUAGACGCGUAUAUAGAGCAAAUUAAAAGUUGCAGUAGUAGUGGUUAUGAGCCACGUUUCCCAAAAGAUGCUUUUAGAACUCCAGAAGGACUAACAAAUGUUAUUUUAGAUUAUAAGUACAAAAAUGAUAACCUAAGAAUCCACAAUUAUUAUUAUUUUUUUAUUUAUUUUUUAAAAAAAUUGUCAGAAAAGGCAAAAAAUAAUGAACGUGAAACAAAUCGCUUAAUAAAUAUUCAAGAUUUUUUAUUCUUAAAAAAGAAAGGAUUUUUUGAAGGAGAUUUAUAUACAUGGAAAAAUUGGGUUCUUCUUAAUAAAGGUGAAUGGAAAGAUGAUAUUGGAUAUGAUGAUGAUGACAAUGAUUAUGAGAUAAGAACGUUACGAACUUUGGUUGAGCCGAAAAUGAAAAGAAUGCCUAUUGAAUAUUGGGGGAGUUUUAGAGCAAUAGACUUUAAUGUGAACCACUAUCCAAUUUAUAAGAAACUGUUUGAUUUUUUUAAUAAAGAAGAAGUGAGUGGAGAUGAGCCAAGACAUAUUUUUUAUCCAUUUCUUUUUUAUCCAAGAUUUAGUGUUAGAAGAGAUAGAAGUGGACUAGGUUAUGGAGAUGCUAAUUUUUUUGGUAAUUAUUCUGAUUUUUAUGAAAAACGAAAAGAAAGAGAAGAAAUGAAAAAAAAGAACAGGAAUAAAAUGAAUAUUAUAUCAAUGAAUCUCACGAAUGAAGAAGAUGAAAAAAAAAAAGAAGAUAAAGAAAAUGUUAUAAAUACUAGUAUACAUAGGGAAAAUUUUAUUGACAAAUAUGAUUUUGGGCCAAACGAUAUAAAAGUUGAAGAAGCAACAGAUAUAAUCAAAUAUCCACAAAGUGGAAAGUUAUAUCAGAAGUUCUACAUAGGGCCAUUAAAUAUAACGGAUGGGCAUACUUUUGGUUCUCUUUUAAAAUAUGUUUGUCAAACUCAAAUAUAUGGUUAUUCAAUAGUUGCGAUUAAAGUACAUAAUAUGAAUGAAGAUACUAAAAUUGAUAAUGUGCAAGAAGACUUACUUGAAAUAGCAUUAAAUAUGUCUGACGUGUGCAUAUAUAGUAAAGAAAUAAAUGUAGAAAGUAAUAUACGUUUAAUUUUUAAAGGGCCAUUAAUGCUAGUAGCAGGAAUGAUUCCAUUGCCUUCUCAUUUAAAAAUAGUUAAUAAAGAGCAAUAUAUAUGCACAUUAAAAGAAAAUGGGUAUAUUGAUAUUUCUAUUAAAAUAGAAUAUGGCAAAGGUCAUUGGUUAACUUAUGAAAAAGGACUAUAUAAAAGGGAAUUAGGAUCAGAUAAUGAAUGUAUGAAAAAAAGAGAAGUUUUUGAGGUUGUUAAUAAAAAUUAUAUGCCUAUAAGUGCUAGUUUUAGCACAUGCAGAAUGGUACGUAUUGCUGUUCAUAAAAUUGCUACAAAAUAUUGGUGUGAAGAAAGAUGUGAAUUUACUGAUCCUAAACAGAUGCUAGUUGUAGAAAUUUGGACUGAUUGCAGAAUGUUACCUAAAAAUGUUCUUUUAUAUGGUAUUAAAAAUAUUAAGAAAAUUUUAAGAAAAUUUAGAGAAAUGAUAAUAAAUGAUACUGAUUUUCUUUGUCAAGAAGAGGAAAACGAAAUAAAAAAACUAUGGCCAUCUAUUGAUAAAUAUAAAUAUUUACAAACAAAACAGAAAAUGGAAGGGGGCCCACCUAUUUAUAAUGUUGAUGAAGCCUUAGAUGAUGAAUUAGAUAAGAAAAAUAAUUUAAAUCCAUUUACUGAAAGUCUUAUUAAUCCUGAAAAUUUUCCAAAACAUUCUAACAUACUAUUACCUUUGCAGGAUACCCCCCCUCCUUUUCUUGAUACAUUAGAAUGGCUAAAAUUGGAAGUAAAAAAAGAAAAAAAUAAGAAAAAAAAAAAAAAAAAAGAUAAUACAUCUCCAAGAAGACAUACUUUUGAUUAUGAUGAUUACUUAGAUAAUAGAUUAGCUGAUAUAUUAGAUGAAAAAAAAAGUUAA
Plasmodium relictum is the source of this 2301-nucleotide messenger RNA. Its product is annotated as DNA-directed RNA polymerase, alpha subunit, putative. Gene Ontology annotation, molecular function: DNA-directed RNA polymerase activity; protein dimerization activity. The record is from RefSeq and is a predicted model, not a curated record. The coding region runs from base 1 to 2301 and encodes 766 amino acids. Gene Ontology annotation, biological process: DNA-templated transcription. The transcript has a single exon. Lineage: Eukaryota; Apicomplexa; Aconoidasida; Haemosporida; Plasmodiidae.